Oreochromis niloticus (Nile tilapia) is the source of this 7079-nucleotide messenger RNA. RefSeq names its product G-protein coupled receptor 26. Bases 1074 to 2084 code for a protein of 336 amino acids. Gene Ontology annotation, molecular function: G protein-coupled receptor activity. Gene Ontology annotation, biological process: adenylate cyclase-activating G protein-coupled receptor signaling pathway. Gene Ontology annotation, cellular component: membrane. The transcript has 3 exons. The record is from RefSeq and is a predicted model, not a curated record. Lineage: Eukaryota; Metazoa; Chordata; Actinopteri; Cichliformes; Cichlidae.
CACGUGCCACAGCACACUCCGCUGAAUCCCACGCUUCAGAGGAAAAAUUCUCCCCACACUGGAGUCCAGAGGGGCAGCAGAGUGUGGGGGUGUUAUCCAGCUUUCAGGGAAAAAGAGGAUGUUGCUCCUUAUCAAUGUGAUGAUGCAGAGUUAAUUAGUAAAGAUGAAGAAGCAAUACUGCUGGAAUGCAGUCGUGAUUUGGAAGAAUGAGAUCAGAAUCAGGCACGAGAACUCAUGUUAAUCUCUGUUUUAUUAAUGAGUUUGGCAGGUUUAAUUAAGGAUUUUAGGUGAUGUGGUGAAAAGUCAGAUUCGUGCCUCUUAAAUGUGUACCUUAUAUGCUCUUUAGUGUAGUAUUUGUAUUCUUCUUUCACCUUGAUUAUGCUGUCUAUCUUGCAUUUAUUGUCAAGAUAAUUCCAAGUCUCCUUUUACAAGAGUCCUGACGGAGAGUUUAAAAUGGGGGAAAAAAAGCCGUUUUACGGCUUUUGCGAGUUUAACAUUUACAAUAGUCCAAAAUAACAAUAAUUUUUUUUAUUGUUGAAAAAAACAAAAACAAAACAAGCACGCUUAAUUUGACCACAUCUGUCAUUUCCCGUUAAAUGAGCUUAAUAAUUUCUCAUUUUAGCUAUAACUAAUGCUCUUUUUUUUUUUUUACUUUUACCCAGAAGAGGAGAGAGGAGAGAGAUCAAGUAGCCCACACACUGUGCAGUGUGUGCGGAGGGGUGAUGCCUCGGGAGCGCAUCACAGGACACAAAACCCCACUGCAAGACGCAGUGCCAGAAGAGAGCAGCUUUGGCAGGAGAGCUUGUUUUCUGUAGAUUAGAGUGGGGAGAAAGAAGGAAGUUAGUCCGUUAAAAAACUAACAAACAUAGGUUUUCUAUCAUGUCGGAAGCCUCCUGAAUAUCUUUGCCGAAGAGGAAACAAUGUAGUUGAAAGAAAAGGGAAUCUCCACCGGUGAAGAGAUCCGGGGAUGCAUGGACACGGUUACGGGUGAUUAGUGUAAUUUUGCAGCUGCAAAAUAAAGACUGGAUAUGCGCAGAAAAACUGGGGAGAAGUGAGUUUCGGGUGUCCACAGGAUGGACACUGCGGAGGUAAUUCUCUCGGUGCUGGUGGUUGUGAUUAUUAUAGUGUCGCUGCUGUCCAACGUCCUGGUGCUGAUCUGCUUUUUGUAUAACCCGGAGAUCCGCAAGCAAGUCCCCGGUCUGUUCAACCUCAACCUCACCUUUUGCAACUUGUUGCUGACCGUCUCCAACAUGCCGCUCACUUUAGUGGGACUUAUCAGUAAAGCUCAGCCGGGGGGAGAUGGCUUCUGCCAGAUCGUGGGCUUCUUGGAGACUUUCCUGUCCACGAACUCGAUGCUGAGCAUGGCAGCUCUGAGCAUCGACAGGUGGAUCGCGGUGGUGUUCCCCCUGAGGUACCACUCCAAAAUGCGCCACAAAGACGCGGCUUUUGUGCUCGGGUACACGUGGGCGCACUCCAUGUCCUUCUCCACGGUGGCCGCCUGUCUCUCCUGGGUUGGAUACCACCGGCUUUACGCAUCCUGCACCCUGUCCAACCCCAGAGCGAGCAGUCGGACACAGUUUGUCGUCUUCACCAUCUUUUUCCACUCUUUCACCUUUCUUCUGUCUUUCAUAGUAUUAUGUGUCACAUACCUCAAAGUACUCAAAGUAGCAAGGUUUCACUGUAAGAGGAUCGACGUUAUUACAAUGCAAACUUUGGUGCUUCUAGUGGAUAUACACCCCAGUGUUCGUCAGCGUUGUCUGGAGGAGCAGAAGAGGCGACGACAGAGAGCAACGAGGAAGAUCAGCACCUUUAUCGGCACCUUCAUGCUCUGCUUCGCUCCCUAUGUAAUCACGAGGAUCGUGGAGUUAUUUCCAGCGGUGCCUAUCAACCCUCACUGGGGAAUUGUCUCCAAGUGCUUAGCUUACAGCAAGGCAGCUUGCGACCCAUUUGUGUACUCCCUCCUCCGACACCAGUACAAGAAGACAUGCACUGACAUCAUCAACAAGCUGCUGAAGCGCAGCUCCUUGAACGCGUCCGGACGCCGGCACGAGAGCCAGGUGAACAGCAUACCCACCGUGGAGUGACCGGCAUUGCCCCGAUGGGAAGGUUAACCCGACAACUGUCAGGGAAAUAAGAACCUAGUUUACUGUCGAUGAAGAAGUGGAAUAAAUUUUGGUAGUUCCUGUCCAUGUCUGCUUGAAUUUGGUCUACAAAAAAAAGGAAAGAAAACAGAACAGACAAGGUCAACUCCCUGUACAGGAAUACCACUGCGCUUUCAUACCGAGUGCCCAGAACAGCAAAUCAGUGCAGUGAACUUGCUGUGAGGACAACAAAGAGCAGCAGAUUCCAUGUCCACCUGGAGAGGCAGAUGUGCUUACCCAGGAUGAAUGGCCACCUAAAAGUUUUAUUAUUUUAGGGUAGCUUUCAGUCAGAUAUGAGAUACAGUUUAUUAUAUACAGAUUUUGCAGUGUGUCUGUUUGUUUUGACAUAACUGUAAUAUUCAUUUUAUCUUAAAAAAGGGGGGUUGGCUGUAUGUGUGUUUUAGUCUGUGCAAAGUGUUUGCAGUAAUUUAUACAUGAAUUCUGUAUGUAGCACUGAAGACUAGUCUAACCAAAACUUGACGAAGUAGAAGAACAAGUUCCCAAAUUGUAUUACAGAUGAAAACAUACAGCAGACUGUGCACACUGCACAGGACGGCUCAGGUAUAGCCCAGUCCGAAUUAAGCAAAUUCUUUGGGUAUUUUUAUUUUUUAGUACAUUAUCUGGCUGCAUUAGUACCACUGGAUUUAAAUAUAUUUUGUUUUAUGUGUACUGGCAUUGUUUGUGCUUUAGCAUCCAUUUUAAGGACUUACUGAUCUGUCCAAGCAGAGUUUUAGCGGAAAGAAAAAACCUUCAAACCAAUUGCCAUUGCUGUCACGACUGACAUGUGGCCCUCAGGUUGUUUAGUCAAGUGAAGCAUGAUCAACUGUACUUGCCUGGGUUUGUACUCACAGUCACAAGUGACCCGUAGAGACUGCUCGAUGCUUUUUCACACAUACAGGAGGGAAAAUGCACGGGAUAUGUCUUUUGGCAAAAAGAUGAGAUGAUUUAAUAGAGAUGACAGCCACGGACACGAGAAAAUAUUAGAGCAAAGCACGUCUGGAUGUAGAAAUAAUCAGUUUCAAUGGGUAAAGUAAAAAAAGAAAAAUCUCUGAACAGCUAAGGCCAACUAAAUGUGCAAUGGUGAUAAUUGAGAGCACUUUUACCACACAAUAUUAUUAAAAUCAGUCUGAAUUACUGAAUAUACUCAAAACUAGGUAAGCUAAUCCUAGCUAAGCUAGGCUAGGAUUAAUAACUUGGACAACUUGGAAAACUGAAUGAUCCUAGUCUGUGAUUCCCAUUAGUCUUUUUUUUUCUCAGAUAGCCUGCAGCAGCAGGUUUGCCAACUACUUUGCCAGGAAGUCAGCUACAGGUAAGAGCUAGUAGUGAUAAUAGAUAAGUGGGCAGCUAAGCUACUAACACAGAUAUUAGAUAUUGAUACUAAUGCAAGGACUAAUGGAAGGACUCAAUUGUACUUAUAAAUAUAGCAUAUUGUUGUCUUUGCUGAUAAAAAAGGUUUUUCUUUUAAAUAAUCACCUGAAAGCAGUAGAAGGCAAAUGAAAAUCAUCCAGUGCCACUUAUAUUUAUAUAAAGCUUUGGCAAAUGAUGGUGAAAGGCACCAAAUAGAAAUGAUUAUGACCUUAUAAACUUCAUUUAAUGGGGACGUGCAAUAAACAAGUCUCUAACAACACCAGGCUACCAGUUGGACCCUAACUCUAACCCACCUAUCCCACUAACCCUACACAGUCCAGCUGGAAGGAAAAUAAUGAAGCCAGAUAAAAUUUUACUCAAAAUGAACUACUGAUACUACAAAAGUUAUUUCAUUUUUUUCUUGGUAAAGAGAUAAAAAUAAUAGUUUUAAGCAAUUUAGAAUUAUUUUGUUGGUUUGAUCCAUUAAAUCUAAACAAACAUCCAAAGAUACUGAAUUUGAUUUUAUAGAAGACUUUUAUAGAAGACUAUAGAAAAACAGUUAUAUUUACUUGUUUACAGUACAUUUUAAUUCUUUUUAUUUUUCUUGUCAUGUGGAAACAAAAUGCAUUAAGCUGUACAUCUGACAGUGAGAUAGGGAGUGAAAUGCAGUGCCAAAAUUACUGAUGAUGCCCAGUGAGCCAAAUAUAAGGAGAAGUAAUUAAUUUUCUAAAAGCAGAGAAGAAAACAAAAGAAGUGAAGACUAUUUUAUGUAGGGUGUAAGGAUUCAUGAUUUUAGGAAGGAGAAACAGUUGUCUUGACUAUAUCAUGCAUUGUAUGACGCUCCAAGACAGCUGAUGCCUUAAAUUCUAUAAUAUGUUAGUUUUAAGUUUUUCAGACAUAUAGACAUCUAGAACUAUAUUACUGGAAUCAAUAAUUGCCUUAUUCACUUCUGUUCAUCAACGUUACUCGAAAUCUGCUUCCUUUUUGUUAUCCUCUAAUUCUGAUUUCCUGAAGUUCUCACUUGCCCACAUUAAAUGUUUCUCAUAAAUGAUGACUAAAACGAAACCUAAAAGGAUACAUGUCGACAUAUUUAGAUGAAAAGCAAUGUGAAAAGUAUUUUUGAGUCUUUUCUAUGUAAAUGUAAUUUAUUGAGACAAUUUAUUGUAUGUCUGAGUUUUACAGAAUGUGCUGCUACAAAUGCAAAUGAAGUUUAACCUGUUGUGGAUCGGUGGCAAUGAGUGGAGUGUAAUAUACCUCAUUUUGUUUAUCAGUGGCUGACCUGACUGCCUAAAGUGUUUUGUUAUGUACCUCCUGAUUUAUCAAACCAUGGCUCGAUGCUGCUGCUGCUAAAGAUGGCUAAGAUGACAAACUGAUGAUGUUGGUGGUGAUGGGAUGAUUGCUGUUUCCAUAAUAUAUUUUUUUUUUAAUGGGGAUUGUAAUUGUUAUGUUGGUAAAAAUGACAAAGAUGACUGUUUUAGAUUUUAACCAUGAUGAUUAAACUGAUGACAACUGUUGUUGAUGCGACAACAAAGCAACACUUACUCUCACACUCACGCCAUAGAAACACAGCUCACAGUUGCGCAUAUAACUUUAGUUCUAUUUGACAUAAUGGAUAAGAUGAAUGCAUAAGAGGUCUUCAUGAAGCUUCUCAGCCUCUCGUAAUGGAGUCUUUGUGUCUUUGUUCACAGACAUAAACACUAGUGCAUCUUAAAAAAUUGAAUAUUGUAAAAAAGUCAAAUGUUUUGUGAUUUAAUUCAAAAAGGUAAAAUUCACACAGUGAAAUAAUUCCAGCCUUUUUGUUUUAAUGUACCUUAUUAUGGUUUAUAACUCAUGACAAUCAGAAACCCUGUAUCUGAAAUUACUAGAACAUUUCAUUUAGUGUUUCGAGUAUAUUGCUUUUCAGACAGUGUCUUAUUCGCUACAUGCAACCACAAUUACAGGAAAGACUGCAGACUUUGCAGUUGUUCAGAUGAAGGUCGUUAACACUCUCCACAAAGCACCACAGAAGGUCACUGUUAAAAAGGCUGGCUGUUCGCAGAGUGCUGUAUCAAAGCAUAUUAAUGGAAAGUUGACCGGAAUCGAAAAGCGCAGAAGGAAAAAGGUGCACAAUCAACAGGGAUGACCGCGGCCUUAAGAGGACUGACGUGCAAGGUUGAUUCAAGAACUUGGGGGAGCUUUACAAGGAGUGGGCUGAGGAUUGUGUCAGUGCAUGAAGGGCUAGACACACAGAGCUCUUGAAAGGAGCUACAACUGAUGCAUUCCUAAUAUCAAGCCACACCUGAACCAGAGAUGUCAGAAGGGUCUUACCCAGGCUGAGGAGAAAAAGAACUGGACUGUUGCUCAGUGGUCCAAAGUCUUUGAGUUGCUGGAGUUGGUGUUGGUGUCAGUCGGCCCAUUGUAUCUUGUCAGGAGCCAUAUUUCUUUUCCUUCUUUUUUCCCUCUUUUUUCUUUAACUUCCUGCUUUAGCAAGAACAAGCAAUAACUAUUUGGUGAAUAGAUAUAGACCGUCUGUCUUGCUGUAACACAGCUCAAAUGAAUUGUGUUGUCACCAAGUGUUUUAUGCAUUUUUAUUUAAUUUUAAUUUGGGUCUUCUCAAGAUAUUCAGUGAAAAGGAUGAAACCAUUCAAAGGUUGAUGUAGGGAGACUGUAUCUCUGUUUGAGUAUAAAUCAGUGCCUUGAGUCUCCAGUCUUUUUAGAUUUUGAGAAUGCAUCUGUGUUGGACAGAAAGGGGAAAAAAAUGCAAGGGUUUGACGAGAUGACUCUCAUGUAUCUGCGGCAAUUCAGACUGUUACCACGAGCAAUCAGUCUGAGUCACAGGGAUGCCAUUUUUUCUGUUCACACCACAAUGCAGGUGGUAAUGAAACAGCACCAGCUGACAGAGAAGGGCCUGACUGUAAAACACUGAUAUUCUGUACACUGAUUACCACCCCAGGAGCCAGUGAUUAUCUACAGGUGGGUGGCACUGACCAUCUAACACCGUUUAAUGGUGGUUGGCUUCAGCACACUCGGGCUCCCUUCAGUGAGAAAUAUACCACAACUCAAAGUGAAAAGUAGACACCUCACACUGCAAAACAGAAGAAUAUGUUGGGAUUUUUUUUUCUCCAUAUGAUCCUUUUGUUUGGGACUGGUUAGAUUAGGUUCAGAACCUACGCCUUGAUCUCUAGUCCUUUUAUUUUUUUAUUUUUUUAUUUGAUGUAACAUAGGUAUGAUUUGUAAAACUAAAUUAUGCUGUAAAUAUAGCACAACUGAAUCUUCAAUAUAAAACAGUAGAAUAAUAUCCCUUUUGGACUGGUACAAGAGAGAGAUCAAUAGCAGCAAGUGUGAAUAUUGAACUUCAAAAUUCCAAUUUUGGCAUUUGCCUCUGACAAGUGCUUUCAUAACUGAAAGGCACGUAUUUUACUUUUAAUUAGUAAGAGCUCAAUUUUUAAAAGUAACUCAGGAUGAUUAUUAUCUUCCUAUGUGAAAACCCCAAAACAUGUGGUUCUUAUUCCUCCAGUUGCUCUUUUCUUUCUCUCCCAUAUGCUACCACAUGCUUUUUGUUUGACUAUAUGGUCUAAAAAAAUGUGUGACAUAUUCUCACUAUGCUGCUAU